This is a messenger RNA of Camelina sativa (false flax), 1568 nucleotides long. RefSeq names its product putative choline kinase 1. The record is from RefSeq and is a predicted model, not a curated record. Gene Ontology annotation, biological process: phosphatidylcholine biosynthetic process; phosphatidylethanolamine biosynthetic process. Gene Ontology annotation, molecular function: choline kinase activity; ethanolamine kinase activity. Lineage: Eukaryota; Viridiplantae; Streptophyta; Magnoliopsida; Brassicales; Brassicaceae. Gene Ontology annotation, cellular component: cytoplasm.
UCACAUUCACACACGGGACGAACAAACAACGAACAACGAAACUACGCAUUCUUAUCUUUCUGGGUUUUUUAUAUAAAAUUUACUCAAAAUUAUAAAUAAAUAUAAAAAACCCAGAAACGUAAUUUCGUCAAGUUCAAAAAUUCAAUUCCCAGAAUCAUAUCUUUCCAUAAAAAAAAGAUUCCAUAAAGCUCCUUUUUCUCUGUGGAUAAAUCUUCUCUCUCAGAUAGAAUCUCAUACCCUUCGGAAUCUUCACCUUUACAAACAUUUUUUUCAUAAACCUGAUCUUGUUCAAUUCCAAGAUUUUGUUGUUGUUGUUGUUAAAAUGGCGAUCAAAACGAAGACUAGUUUAAUCCCGAGUUGUGCAUCACCAGAGGAUCUAAAACGUGUAUUGACAACGUUAGGUUCAAGCUGGGGAGAUGUAGUCGAAGAUCUAGAGCGGCUUGAGGUUGUUCCUUUAAAAGGAGCUAUGACGAACGAGGUUUAUCAGAUUAAUUGGCCUACUUUAAACGGUGGUGUUGGUGGUGAACAAGAUGAUGUUCAUCGGAAAGUUCUUGUUCGGAUCUACGGUGACGGCGUUGACCUUUUCUUUAACAGAGAUGAUGAAAUCAAAACCUUUGAGUGUAUGUCUCAUCAUGGUUAUGGUCCUAAGCUUCUUGGUCGUUUCUCUGAUGGUCGUCUUGAAGAGUUCAUCCACGCCAGAACUCUUUCUGCAGAUGAUCUUCGUAUAGCUGAGACAUCUGGUUUCAUUGCUGCGAAGCUAAGAGAGUUUCAUAUGCUUGAUAUGCCUGGUCCUAAGAACAUUAUCCUCUGGGAAAGACUUAGGACUUGGCUUAAGGAGGCUAAGAACUUGGCUUCACCAAUAGAGAUGGAUGAGUUUCGGUUGGAAGCUUUGGAAGGUGAAAUCAAUUUGUUGGAGGAGAGACUGACUAUGGAUGAUCAAGAGAUUGGUUUCUGUCACAAUGAUCUUCAGUACGGUAACAUCAUGAUUGAUGAAGAGACCAACGCUAUUACCAUCAUAGACUAUGAGUAUUCGAGUUUCAACCCAAUUGCUUAUGACAUUGCAAACCACUUUUGUGAAAUGGCUGCUAAUUAUCAUUCAGACACUCCUCAUGUUCUGGACUACACUCUAUAUCCAGGAGAAGAAGAACGGAGAAGGUUCAUUAGCACAUACCUUGCCUCUACAGGGAAUGCAACAAGUGAGAAAGAAGUGGAUAGAUUGCUGAAUGAUGCAGAGAGCUACACUUUAGCAAACCAUAUCUUCUGGGGCUUAUGGGGAAUCAUCUCGGGACAUGUGAACAAGAUUGAGUUCGAUUAUACGGAAUAUGCAAGGCAGAGAUUUAAGCAGUACUGGCUUAGAAAGCCUUUGCUUCUGGAUUUACAUUAAAAAGAUGAAGAACAAGACUCGCAUUGAAGCCGAUAUACAUUGAAUUCCUAAAAAGUUUAUGCAAAUAGAUUCAAGGAAAAGGGAAAAAAUUAGGAGACUAUCUAUAUUGCAAUUGUUAUUUUCAUCUACAGUUCAUGUUUUAUUUUUUCCUUGUAUAUAUAGAGAGGUUUGUAAACUUUCAAAA